CAAUUUUGAUAUAAAUUUUUCAAUAUAAAAAAAUCAUGUCAUCAAGAAAGAACAAACGUUAUUUUUCGGAUGUAAACGAAGAUAAAUAUACCGUCGGGAAAUUAAGUCCAAACCUUCGUCAUGCAUUAGGCCUUGAACAUGAUAUGUUACCAUUUUGGAUUUAUCGUAUGCGAAUAUUAGGUUAUCCACCUGUUUGGUUACAAGCUGCUGAAUCAAAAACAUUGGCUGUGAACGAUGGAGCCAAAUCAAAUCGGCCAUCUAGUUCAUUGGCUAACGGUGAAGACGGUGAACUAAAUGAUAAUCUUAAAUAUAAUAAAGAUACAUUAAUUGAAUAUCCAGGCUUCAAUGCACCAGUACCAAAAAAUGUUCGAGAUGAUUGGGUUAUUCUUGGAAUGCCUCCUUAUCAACAAAAUCAACGUCUUGAUGUUGCUGCUGAAUCUAUGCAAUUCAUUGAACCUGUACCUUAUAAACGUGCAAAAUUGGAUGAGGAUUCUAAUUCAACCAAUGAUUCGAAUACGAAUUCAGACAACAAUAAUGAAUCGAAUACAAAUAAAUCUGAAUCUGUUGUGUUAGUGAAAACCGAAGAUAAUGUUGAUCACGAUGAAAACAGUAAUGAUGAUCGAAAAAAUUCUAAAGAGCUUCAACCAGAAAAAGAAAAAGUGAAGAUAAAAUCUGAAGAACAAGACGAGAUAAUCAAAACAAAUACAAAUGAUGAACAAAAUUCUACGAAUCAAUCAUCGAAUCAUGAAGAAGAAGAAAAAGAAACGAACGAAAUCAGUACAACAACGGUUGAAAAGAAAAUGAAAAUCGUUUCAUAUGGAACAGCUGUUCCACAAACAGUACGUCCAAAAUUACCUUCAUUAGAAAAAUGGUCAAUCGGUAUGGGUGAAUUGUUACAUUUUGAAAAUUUACCCACUUCUACUGGAGCAUAUAAGGAUAAGAUUAAAAAUAUAAUUGAAAAGGUACGGAAUCGUUUUACGAAAAAAUAAUCAUUAUACAAAAAGAUUUUUUAUGUAUAUUUUCAUUUUUAAAAAUUAAAAAAACAAGA
Dermatophagoides farinae (American house dust mite) is the source of this 1048-nucleotide messenger RNA. RefSeq lists its product as uncharacterized. Lineage: Eukaryota; Metazoa; Arthropoda; Arachnida; Sarcoptiformes; Pyroglyphidae. Gene Ontology annotation, molecular function: RNA binding. The record is from RefSeq and is a predicted model, not a curated record. Gene Ontology annotation, biological process: RNA processing. Gene Ontology annotation, cellular component: catalytic step 2 spliceosome.